AUCAUGUAAUCAGAUAGGUGUAAUCAAUUGUAAUUGUAAAAAAAAAAAUUAGCUGAAAUUGCGUGUCACGUGUCUGAAUUCCGAGUGUAUUCGACCCCGCGCACAUCCACGCACAACGUAUUGUCUAUAUCGGCUGUCAGUUUGGUCGCAGUCGCGACUCCUGUCGAAAUUAUAAUCUACGAAAAAAAAAAAGGAAAACAGUAACAAAAAAAUAAUAAUUUAAGUAUUUAAGUUUUAAGAACGACUGCUGGAAGUAACAAUGAGUGCGAUCCUGAAAACGGCGAACCUCCUCGCAGCUUCCACGAAGGUUGGACUGAGCAGGCCAGCCCUAUCGAAAGCCCUGCACAUCUCAGUCAACCGUAAAGAUGCUAAAGUUAACACCAGCAUGUCAUCAUCGUAUCCGGUUAUCGAUCACGACUAUGAUGCUGUGGUCGUCGGAGCUGGAGGCGCUGGACUCAGGGCCGCCUUUGGACUUGUCGCCGAGGGAUUUAAGACUGCUGUCAUUACGAAACUGUUUCCGACCAGAUCUCACACCGUAGCAGCUCAAGGUGGUAUCAACGCUGCUUUAGGCAACAUGGAGGAAGACAAUUGGCAGUGGCAUAUGUACGAUACGGUGAAGGGAUCCGAUUGGCUGGGCGAUCAGGAUGCCAUCCAUUACAUGACGAGGGAGGCGCCGAAGGCUGUCAUCGAGCUGGAGAACAACGGAAUGCCGUUCUCGCGUACGCAAGACGGUAAAAUCUAUCAGAGGGCCUUCGGAGGUCAAUCUUUGAAGUUCGGCAAGGGCGGACAAGCUCACAGAUGCUGCUGCGUAGCGGACAGGACCGGGCACAGUCUGUUGCAUACCUUGUACGGACAAUCGCUUCGCUACGACUGCAAUUACUUCAUCGAGUACUUUGCCAUGGAUUUGCUGAUGGAGAACGGAGAGUGCCGAGGCGUUAUCGCCAUGAACCUCGAGGAUGGUAGCAUCCACAGAUUCAGAAGCAAGAAUACUGUAUUGGCGACGGGCGGUUACGGUCGCGCCUACUUCUCCUGCACGUCCGCCCACACCUGCACCGGUGAUGGUACUGCCAUGGUGAGCCGCGCCGGUCUCCAGAACCAGGAUUUGGAAUUCGUUCAAUUCCAUCCGACUGGCAUUUACGGUGCCGGCUGUUUGAUCACGGAAGGUUGCCGCGGCGAGGGUGGCUACCUGAUCAACUCGCAAGGUGAAAGGUUCAUGGAGCGUUACGCCCCCGUAGCCAAGGAUCUGGCAUCACGCGACGUCGUUUCCCGCAGUAUGACCAUCGAAAUCCGCGAAGGUCGCGGUUGCGGACCCGAAAAGGAUCACGUCUUCCUGCAGCUGCAUCAUUUACCAGUGGAGCAGUUGCACUCGCGUCUGCCUGGCAUUUCGGAGACGGCGAUGAUCUUCGCCGGCGUCGACGUGACCCGCGAACCGAUCCCCGUACUUCCGACCGUCCACUACAAUAUGGGCGGCGUGCCGACCAACUACAAGGGACAAGUGCUGACCAACGAGAACGGUCAAGACAAAGUCGUUCCCGGACUGUACGCCUGCGGCGAAUCCGCUUCCUCGAGCGUGCACGGCGCCAACCGUCUCGGCGCCAACUCGCUUUUGGAUUUGGUCGUCUUCGGCAGAGCUUGCGCCAAGACCAUCGCCGCCGAGAACAAGCCAGGAGAGAAGAUCGGUGCUCUGAGCCAAAACGCCGGUGAAUUCUCCGUCGCCAAUCUGGAUUGCGCUCGCUACGCCAACGGCAGCAUCCCCACCGCCGCUCUCAGAUUGAACAUGCAGAAGACGAUGCAAGCGCACGCUGCCGUCUUCAGGACUGCGAGCGUCCUCCAGGAGGGCAUCAAGAAGAUGGAACAGCGCUACAAGGAACUGAAGGACGUCAAGGUCCACGACAGCAGUUUGAUCUGGAACUCCGAUCUGGUGGAGACACUGGAAUUGCAGAACCUGAUGUUGAACGCUAUGCAGACCAUCGUCGGAGCGGAGAACCGUAAAGAGUCCCGUGGCGCUCACGCCAGGGAGGACUUCAAGGACAGAAUCGACGAGCUGGACUACAGCAAACCGUUGGACGGACAGACCAGGAAGCCCAUGGAGGAGCACUGGAGGAAGCACACUCUGACCACCAUGGAUCCAUCCACCGGUGAAGUUACCAUUAAAUAUAGGCCCGUCAUCGACGAAACUUUGAACCAGCAGGAGUGCGCCACCGUUCCCCCAGCGAUCAGAUCGUACUAAACUAGUCCCUAAUUCGAGAGCGUUGUUAAUUGUUAAUUUAAAUGAUGGGGAAAGGCAAAGGGAAGAAAAACAACGGCUAACAGCUGUUAUUAUUCUAAUUAUUAUUAUUAUUAUUUAAUUAUUUUUUUGAAGUAUUUGCACCACACAACCAAUAGGCGUAGAUAGAGAGCAUUAAUUUAUUUUCGUUUCCCUUACCCUUAUAGACAUGAUUUGUUAUUAUUUAUUUUUUAUUUUAUCAAUCCUUGGAGGGGAAAUCCACGGUACAAACUUAUUUACGAUCGCAUUAGGAACUAAACUAUAAAGAAACACACAAACACAGCGAGGCUACACUACAUAUACAUAUGAUCAGAACAAAUUGAUUCUUCGACAGACCUAUGGAACCUGGACUUGGUUUUAAUGGCAAAGAAAAUAUAAUUAUUAAUUUUA
Messenger RNA from Nicrophorus vespilloides, 2656 nucleotides. It is a transcript of the gene SdhA, whose product is annotated as succinate dehydrogenase [ubiquinone] flavoprotein subunit, mitochondrial. The transcript has 6 exons. Gene Ontology annotation, molecular function: electron transfer activity; succinate dehydrogenase (quinone) activity; flavin adenine dinucleotide binding. The coding region runs from base 260 to 2230 and encodes 656 amino acids. The record is from RefSeq and is a predicted model, not a curated record. Gene Ontology annotation, biological process: mitochondrial electron transport, succinate to ubiquinone; tricarboxylic acid cycle. NCBI's taxonomy places the organism in Eukaryota, Metazoa, Arthropoda, Insecta, Coleoptera, Silphidae.